AUGGCGGCGGCGCUCUCGCGAGCCGGGGACCGGCUCUUCCGAACGUACGGAGCCGCCGGGGACUUGAAGCCGCAACCGCGGCCGCGGAGGGCAGCCGCGCAUUGGUUCCCGCCGCAAGACCGGAAGCGUUUCUUCAGCAGCAGCAGCGGCAGCGGCAGCGACACCAGCCACAGCGGCUCUUGGCACUCGGUCGUGUCCGACGACUCCGACGACCCGGACUUCCGCGGCAGCCCGGUCCGACCCCGGCGGGGGCGCUCGGGCGGCCGCACCCCCAAGGCCGGGCCGAGCCCGGUCGUGACCCGCAGAGGCCUGAGGCUGCGAGCUCGGCGGCCGCAGAAGUGCAGCACCCCGUGCAGCCCGCUCGGCCCGCCGCCGCCCUUCCCGGACCGCCGCCCGGGCCAGCGGAGCCCGGAGCUCAGCGUGUGCAGCCAGCCCCGCGACGGCGACGCGCUGGGCACCAGUGCCUCCCUCUUCAGCUCCCCCGCCUCUCCCAGCGGCCCCGGGACCCUGGCCCUUGACGACAGUGUCAUCUACGUCCGUCCGAUGGCCACUCAGGACGAGGCCCCAGGGGCGCCGAGAGACUUCCACGGCUCGGCGGCAGCCCCCCUGGACCCAGCACGGCGCCCCUGCUCCCGGAAGACAGCGGCUGCCCGCCAAGGCCGGGCCACCGUCAGGUCAGCCCUCUUUAGCCUGGCGGACUCGGGAGACCCGGAGGACUCCAGCCUGGGGGCAGAUGGGAGGACUAGGAGGGCGUCCUCCCGAAGAGGACAGAGGGGCAACUGGCCGCAGGGCCUGGGUGUAUCAAGCACGCGCAGGAAGAGAGCCGCAGCAGCCCCGCCCAGCCAUGGCAAUGGGUCCCAAGAGGCUGUCCAGAUAGAAGAUGAGGCGCCCAGGGGUGGCAAAGGUCGUCGAACAACGCCGAGAGCCAAAAGACCUCAAAGGGCUGGAAGGAGCCAGAAGCGAAAACAUGGGGAGGUAGCAACAACCUCUCUCCCAGCCCACUCAUUUAAAAAGGACCAAAGGAUGAAAAGGGAUUCGUUCCUUGGCCAGAACCUGACUCAGUCACAGGACUCCUCUUGGACCCAAACCAGGGCCUCCUUCUCGCUGCACAAAAAGAAGAUUGUGACAGCUUUGCCAGAGGUGUACAGCAACACCACCAUGCCCAGUUCUCCCUCGCAGUCCUUCCUGUCGGAAUAUUCCCACCCUCCUGCCAUGAACAGAACAGGCCAGGCUCUGUCCCCUUGGCUCUCCUCGUCCAUGCAUUUGCUCAGCCCUGUAAAGACUCCCCGUGUUGUGCACAAAAAGGCAUCUGAUGCUGAAAAGGUUUAUGGGGAAUGCAAUCAGGAAGGACCAAUACCCUUUAACCGCUGUCUUUCCAGGGAAAAACUGGAACACUGUGAAAAGAUUGGGGAGGGGGUGUUUGGUGAGGUGUUUCAGACAAUUGCCAACGAUACACCCGUCGCCCUAAAAAUCAUCGCAAUUGAAGGGCAGGAUCUAGUCAACGGAUCCCACCAGAAAACCUUUGAGGAAAUCCUACCAGAGAUCAUCAUCUCCAAAGAGCUGAGCCUCCUGUCGGCUGAGUCAAGCAAUCGGACGGAAGGCUUUAUUGGGCUCCACUCGGUGCACUGCGUCCAGGGCUCCUACCCGCUCGUGCUCCUCAGGGCCUGGGAUCACUAUCACACAGCCAAAGGGUCUUUGAAUGACCGGCCUGACUUUUUCGGUGAAGGACAGCUCUUCAUCGUGCUGGAAUUUGAGUUUGGGGGCACGGACUUAGAGCAGAUGAGAAAGAAGUUGGCCUCCAUGGCCACUGCCAAGAGCAUUCUGCAUCAGAUUACGGCAUCCCUCGCCGUGGCAGAGGCGGCCCUGCACUUUGAGCACCGAGACUUACAUUGGGGGAACGUGCUCUUAAAGAAGACCAAUCACAAAGAGCUCCAGUACACCCUCAACGGGAAGACCAGCACUAUCCCCACCCGGGGCGUGCACGUCAACAUCAUCGACUACACCCUGUCACGCUUGGAGCGGGACGGGAUCGUGGUUUUCUGUGACAUUUCUAUGGAUGAGGACCUGUUUACAGGUGAGGGUGACUAUCAGUAUGAGAUCUAUCGGCUGAUGAAGAAGGAGACGAACAACUACUGGGGGGAAUACCACCCGUAUAAUAACGUGCUCUGGCUGCAUUACCUCACGGACAAGAUUCUGAAACAAAUGACUUUCAAGACUAAAACCAGGACCUCUGCCUUGAAGCAAGUGAAGCAAGAGAUCCAGCAUUUUCAUGCCACCAUGCUGAGUUUCAGCUCUGCCACGGAGCUCCUCUGCCAACACCAGCUGUUUCAGUAAGUCAAACGGGCCUCCCUGACACAGACUGAGAAGACGUUGGUGUGGGAGCCCCUGGGAGUGUGCUCCCCCACCGCCCCCCCAGCCCCAUAGCAAGGUAGAAAUUCCCAUUCCGCCAACAUUUUCAGAUAAGGAUUUUGUUUCCAAGUGGUACUGCUGGAAUGAUGAACAUGCUGUUUACAGACUCAACGUGAGAGCAAGUGUUCACUACUCACAAGCUCUCUUUGAGCACAGUCUACUCCGUCAAUGUCUUUCCAUGCGGUCGUGUUUGAGCCCUGACACUUUAGGAUCCCUGGGCCAAAAGAACACACCUUAGGAAAGGCCGAGCCUUCCACCACCAUCCUGACCAAAGCCUGCUGCUUUGGCCUCGGAGACCAGACUACGGCCGAGGCGUGCCAAGCGGAAGCAAAGAAGCUGCAGCAAAGCUGAGACUCAACAAGACGGACUGGAAGGAGAGCAGAUAGGGAGAUAGUAGGCCAUUGAUAGGGGCCUGCAACAAGGGCCACGUGUCUAUCAAGCAUUUGCCAAUUCCACAGCAAAGCAGAAUUUUAUCUGUUUUCAACAGGAAAAAUAAAUGUCUCCAUGGCUACUAAAAAGGUUGGACUGUUUGCUUUUUUCACCGAGGGGCGACAUGCGGCUCCACGAUCUGAGUGGUCGGAAGUCCUCGUGGA
Echinops telfairi (small Madagascar hedgehog) is the source of this 3002-nucleotide messenger RNA. RefSeq names its product histone H3 associated protein kinase (gene HASPIN). The transcript has a single exon. Gene Ontology annotation, cellular component: nucleus; cytoplasm. The record is from RefSeq and is a predicted model, not a curated record. Gene Ontology annotation, biological process: mitotic cell cycle; intracellular signal transduction; protein phosphorylation. NCBI's taxonomy places the organism in Eukaryota, Metazoa, Chordata, Mammalia, Afrosoricida, Tenrecidae. Bases 1 to 2334 code for a protein of 777 amino acids. Gene Ontology annotation, molecular function: histone H3T3 kinase activity; ATP binding.